GUCGCGCAAUGAGUCGCAAACGCAGGCUUGAGAUAGAAUGUCCAUCUAUCUCAGAAGUGGUGGAGGCAGAGCCAACAAAAGAGCCUCCCACAACUCUUCGCUUGAAACCAAAAAAACUAAAAUCAAGGAAGUCAUCAGAGUCUGCCUACCACAUUGCUCAAGAACAGAGUCACGGGAAGAUGAUGUUGUCUCGAUUGAUGAAUAUUGAAGAGCGAGCAUCAAAACUAGAGAAGGAGGAGAUUGAGGAGGAAAUACGUUCUAUUGUUGAAAUGAUGCAGAGCCCACAGAAUGGCUUCUUGAGAAGCAAAGCAGCAGCUGUACUUGCCACCGUGUUAGCCAGUGCUCAGUGUUUACCUGCAGUUGUCAGUGAAGGAGUUGAGGAACUGCUCAUGCAGUUGAAAAGAGAUGAUAGUUGGGAUGUGAAGAGUCAAGUUGUUCUUGCUUUGGCCAAAGUGGCACCACAUGUUUCUGAGGUCUGCAACACUACAAAUAAUGUACACAAACAAGAUGAAACUUUGAAUAAUAUAAAUGUAACAACAACAACAACAACAACAACAACAACAACGACAGUAACAACAGCAUAG
Corticium candelabrum is the source of this 584-nucleotide messenger RNA. RefSeq lists its product as uncharacterized. NCBI's taxonomy places the organism in Eukaryota, Metazoa, Porifera, Homoscleromorpha, Homosclerophorida, Plakinidae. The coding region runs from base 9 to 584 and encodes 191 amino acids. The record is from RefSeq and is a predicted model, not a curated record. The transcript is spliced from 2 exons.